Messenger RNA from Aspergillus piperis CBS 112811, 565 nucleotides. RefSeq lists its product as uncharacterized. The transcript has 2 exons. Bases 99 to 284 code for a protein of 61 amino acids. The record is from RefSeq and is a predicted model, not a curated record. NCBI's taxonomy places the organism in Eukaryota, Fungi, Ascomycota, Eurotiomycetes, Eurotiales, Aspergillaceae.
GAAUAGGCCAGCCUGGUCAUUUCAGGUCGUAGAAUCAGAACAUCUUCCUCUCCCAAUAUUCCCAUAUUUUCUCGUGGUUCAUCACACAGCCGCUCAACAUGGACUCUCCCUCAUCAUUAAGUCUCAACGUCCAGGAUGGCGUACACCGCCCAUCCUCCCCAAACAAUUUCAAAUCGCGCUUUCGCAAACACCUGGAUCUUUGGAAAGCUGGCUUAGCUGCGAAGGAGCACUGGGACGAUGAAUACAACUUCCAACCUGGCCGUUAUGCUGGACAGGGGCGCUAGAUCCCUGUGGGUUCUGACCUCAUCGACGCUAUCGUAUGCUAAGCAUAUGGAUGCACAACGAACACCACUUCGAUUACAUACCCAUCCCUCGAGGAUGCCACGAAAACUCCCACAACCACACCGAGGGACGUUCACGAUACCACACGAGUUUCUUUCCAUGUUGCAAGCGCGUUCUCUCAUACCCAUCGAAUCUCCUAUAUAGACUAUACUAUACCACAUCCAUGCUCUAAUACACUUAUUUACUUGUGAAAUUAUCUCGGAAUAGAAUCUAUUUUAUAUUA